Molecule: messenger RNA, 6006 nt
Organism: Symbiodinium sp. CCMP2592
Lineage: Eukaryota; Dinophyceae; Suessiales; Symbiodiniaceae
Source: the annotation of a GenBank genome assembly
AUGGUGAAGCGCUCAGGCAAGAACAUAGAGAGGCUCCACCACCUCGGUAACCCCUGGGAGCCGCCGAGCGUUUUCCAAGGGCCAGCGCUGAUGGUCUUGGCACCGGACUCCCAGGAGUUUGCAGGUGCGAAGGACAUCAACGCGAGAUACUGCAGGCAGAUGGAGGUUGCCACAGGUCUGGGAAGCCACUACAACAUGCUGCAGGGCGAGCAAGCCGUGGUCCAGGCUGGCAUCGUCCAACAGUUCCGGCGGAGGCUGAUGCCGACGGCGCAGCUUCCCAGCCUGUCCAAUGGGCAGGCGCCGAGCCGAGCCACGGGCCGGGACAAGCUCUUGGUGCUCAGGCAAGGUGAGGCCGUCGCUGCCAAGGUCUACUUGGUGCACGGAAUCGACGGGGACGCCAUGAGCGGCGGUGCCACCUUCCAGACCAUUGCCAACGAGUUGAAGCCAUGCAGGGUGAGCGCUUUGCUCUACGAUGCCGAGGCGCUCCAGUGCAACUCCGUUCCGGAGUUGGCAGCCUGCUACAACCGGAGAGUGCUUGCAGACAGCGGCGGGGGCACUGCAAAGGCCGCUGCCCCGAUCAUCGUGGCAGGCUACUCCUACGGCUGUGUCCUUGCGCACCAGAUGGGCCUCCAGCUUCACAAGGCCGGCGUGCAUGCUGGCGUGGUGAUGUUCGACCUGGAGGUCACCUGGCCGCCACCGGAAAGCAACGAUCGCAUCGGCGGAUACAAAUUCCUCGGUGGCGAAGCAGAGGCGAUCCUGCUCAUCAGCCGUGCGCUGGGGAAGUUUGAGUUCGCCAUGAAGGAGGCGGUGGAGCUGAAUCGGACUCUGGCCGAAACUGGCAGCAUCGACGUGGAUGCGUUGCGCGAGCGUGCCUUUGGGCACGUGGCACAGCGUGGGAUGUCCAAAGAGCUGUUCACUCAGCUGGUGAAGCGCGCUGGGAUCAACAUCCAGCAGCUGCACACCAUUGCCGAUCCCUGGGAGCCGAAUGAAGUCCUAGACGGCCCUGCGCUGUUGGUGCUGGCACCAGACUCGAUGGAGUUUGCCACCGCCCGCGAGAUCAACGAGAAGUUCUGCACCCAAAUGGAGGUGGUGCAUGGAAAAGGAAGCCACUACAACAUGAUGCAGGGCGAGCAAGCCACGGUCCAAGCACGAUGCGUGCACGACUUCUGGCACAGGCUGACCCCGCCCUCUCUGCUCGCCAGCCUGUCCAACGGGCAGGCGCCCGGCGUGGCAAUGGGCCGGGACAAGCUCUUGGUACUGAGGAAAGGUGAGGCCGCCGCUGCAAAGGUUUACUUGGUCCACGGAAUCGACGGGGACGCCAUGAGCGGCGGUGCCACCUUCCAGACCAUUGCCAACGAGCUGAAGCCAUGCAGGGUGAGCGCUUUGCUUUACGAUGGAGAGGCGCUCCAGUGCAACUCCGUUCCGGAGUUGGCAGCCUGCUACAACCGGAGAGUGCUUGCAGACAGCGGCGGGGGCGCAGCACAGGCCGCUGCCCCGAUCAUCGUGGCAGGCUACUCCUACGGCUGUGUCCUAGCACACCAGAUGGGCCUCCAGCUUCACAAGGCCGGCGUGCACGUCGGCGUGGUGAUGUUCGACCUGGAGGUCACCUGGCCGCCACCGGAAAGCAACGAUCGCAUCGGCGGAUACAAAUUCCUCGGUGGCGAAGCAGAGGCGAUCCUGCUCAUCAGCCGUGCGCUGGGGAAGUUUGAGUUCGCCAUGAAGGAGGCGGUGGAGCUGAACCGGACUCUGGCCGAAAGUGGCAGCAUCGACGUGGAUGCGUUGCGCGAGCGUGCCUUUGGGCACGUGGCACAGCGUGGGAUGUCCAAAGAGCUGUUCACUCAGCUGGUGAAGCGCGCUGGGAUCAACAUCCAGCAGCUGCACACCAUUGCCGAUCCCUGGGAGCCGAAUGAAGUCCUAGACGGCCCUGCGCUGCUGGUGCUGGCACCAGACUCGAUGGAGUUUGCCACCGCCCGCGAGAUCAACGAGAAGUUCUGCACCCAAAUGGAGGUGGUGCAUGGGAAAGGAAGCCACUACAACAUGAUGCAGGGCGAGCAGGCAACGGUCCAAGCACGCUGUGUGCACGACUUCUGGCACAGGCUGACCCCGAGCUCUCUGCUCGCCAGCCUUUCGAAUGGGCAGGCGCUCGACAAGGCGACGGGUCGGGACAAGUUGUUGGUGCUGAGGAAAGGUGAGUCCACCGCUGCCAAAGUCUACUUGGUGCACGGAAUCGAUGGUGACGCCAUGAGCGGCGGUGCUACCUUCCAGACCAUUGCCAACGAGCUGAAACCAUGCAGGGUGAGCGCUUUGCUCUACGAUGCCGAGGCGCUCCAGUGCAACUCCGUCCCGGAGUUGGCGGCCUGCUACAACCGGAGAGUGCUUGCAGACAGCGGUGGGGGCGCAGCACAGGCCGCUGCCCCGGUCAUCGUGGCAGGCUACUCCUACGGCUGUGUGCUUGCGCACCAGAUGGGCCUGCAGCUUCACAAGGCCGGCGUGCACGUCGGCGUGGUGAUGUUCGACCUGGAGGUCACCUGGCCGCCACCGGAAAGCAACGAUCGCAUCGGCGGAUACAAAUUCCUCGGUGGCGAAGCAGAGGCGAUCCUGCUCAUCAGCCGUGCGCUGGGGAAGUUUGAGUUCGCCAUGAAGGAGGCGGUGGAGCUGAACCGGACUCUGGCCGAAAGUGGCAGCAUCGACGUGGAUGCCUUGCGCGAGCGUGCCUUUGGGCACGUGGCACAGCGUGGGAUGUCCAAAGAGCUGUUCACUCAGCUGGUGAAGCGCGCUGGGAUCAACAUCCAGCAGCUGCACACCAUUGCUGAUCCCUGGGAGCCGAAUGAGGUCCUGGACGGCCCUGCGCUGCUGGUGCUGGCACCAGACUCUAUGGAGUUUGCCACCGCCCGCGAGAUCAACGAGAAGUUCUGCACCCAAAUGGAGGUUGUGCAUGGAAAAGGAAGCCACUACAACAUGAUGCAGGGCGAGCAGGCCACGGUCCAAGCACGAUGCGUGCACGACUUCUGGCACAGGCUGACCCCGCCCUCUCUGCUCGCCAGCCUGUCCGAUGGGCAGGCACCCGGGCGAGCCAAGGGCCGGGACAAGCUCUUGCUGCUGAGGCAAGGGGAGGCCGACGCGGCCAAGGUCUACCUGGUGCAUGGAAUCGACGGGGACGCCAUGAGCGGUGGAGCCACCUUCCAGACCAUUGCCAGCGAGCUGAAGCCAUGCAGGGUGAGCGCUUUGAUCUACGAUGCCGAGGCUCUUCGCUGCAACUCCGUUCCGGAAUUGGCAGCCUGCUACAACCGGAGAGUGCUCGCAGACAGCGGUGAGGGCGAAGCGCAGGCCACAGCCCCGAUUAUCGUUGCAGGCUACUCCUACGGCUGUGUCCUUGCGCACCAGAUGGGCCUCCAGCUUCACAAGGCCGGCGUGCACGUCGGCGUGGUGAUGUUCGACCUGGAGGUCACCUGGCCGCCACCGGAAAGCAACGAUCGCAUCGGCGGAUACAAAUUCCUCGGUGGCGAAGCAGAGGCGAUCCUGCUCAUCAGCCGUGCGCUGGGGAAGUUUGAGUUCGCCAUGAAGGAGGCGGUGGAGCUGAACAGCACUCUGGCCGAAACCGGCAGCAUUGACGUGGAUGCACUACGCGAGCGUGCCUUUGAGCACCUGGCACAGCGUGGGAUGUCCAAGGAGCUGUUCACGCAGCUGGUGAAGCGUGCUGGGAUCAACAUCCAGCAGCUCCACACCAUUGCUGAUCCCUGGGAACCGAAUGAGGUCCUGGACGGCCCUGCGCUGCUGGUGCUGGCACCAGACUCGAUGGAGUUUGCCACCGCCCGCGAGAUCAACGAGAAGUUCUGCACCCAAAUGGAGGUUGUGCAUGGGAAAGGAAGCCACUACAACAUGAUGCAGGGCGAGCAAGCCGUGGUCCAAGCGCGCUGCGUGCACGACUUUUGGCGCAGGUUGUCGGCACCUGUUCCUGCUAGUCUGGGCCCAUGCGUCGAAGGCCUCUGCCCUCUGACCCAGGGCAGUGGCCACGUGCUGUACUACGUGCACGGCUUGGAUGGCGAUGCCUUCGGACCCGGCGUCACCCUCGGAGAGCUGCCCUACAGGCUGUCCUGCAGCGUCUGCGCCUUGGAGUACGACGACGAGGCCUUCGCUUGCGAAACGGUGGAUGCCCUGGUAAAGCUCUACAAAGGCCGCAUCAUGCAAGAUUUCGUGCAGCGGCCAGCAGGGGAGAAGCUGGUCUUGGCAGGACGGUCCUGUGGCGCACUCCUGGCUUGCCUCGCAGCCCUACGGCUCCAGGAGGAAGGUGUAUGCUGCUCGCUGGUCAUCCUGGAUUCAGAGGUGGUGUGGCCUUCCAAGCUGGACACGACGUUUUGCUACGAGUGGCUGGGCAGAGAAGUGGAGGCUACACUGUGGUUGGCGCAGCUUGGGGGCGCCACUACCUUCGCCAAGGACCAGGUGCUUGAGGCCGUGACGCGAGGCAGAGCUUCACCGGUGGCCGAGGGCCCAGCGAGGCUUCAGACCCAGGCAUACGGGCAAUGCGCCCGGCAGCUGGAGGCCUGUGGCGUGCGGUCCCUGAAGGACUUCCGGAACAUCUGUACAUUGGCAAGCUCGAAUGCCGAGCGCUUGAGGCAGCUUUUAGUCCCCGAGGCGGGCUCGCAGAGGGGCCUCGCCGGCUUCUUCGAGGGCAGGGCGCUGAUCAUCGCAGGCAGCGAGGAGCGGGAAGCUCCCUUGAUGUGGUGUGCGAACCCUUUCCUCGGAGAUCUAACCGUGCAAGUGGCCGGCGAUGGGGCGGAGCUCUACGUGGGUGACGCCGCGGCCGCCGUGGUGGCGGCGAUCGCCGACUUCUUGAGCGGGCCAGUGCAGGACAGACUGCCCGUCCCGGGUCUCCUUGCCCUUGCCGGUAACAGUGCGAGGGUGGCUGAGCCGGAGACUGAAUCUGCACUGACGCUUCCGGACGUCCCCAGCGUGUACCUGAUACCAGGAUGCGAUGGUGGCGAGUUUGGCCAUUUGGCAACCCUGGCACAGGGUUUCACAAACUGCAAUACAUGCCAGCUUGAGUUUGACGAGGAGGCCAUGCGGCGGACGUCUUUGUCCGACGUUGCGACCCUCUUCGCGCGGCGGGUUCUUCAGGAUCAGCGCCAAAGCAAGCUCUUGGAGCCCCUUGCGGUCACGGCCGAAGCGACGGUGCUCAACGGCAUGCCCAACGGCCUGCACGACUCUGAGGAGGAGGAUUCCGAGGAAUUUCGACCCAAAGAUCUUGGAAGGAAGGUAGUGCUGGUGGGCCACGUGACUGGUGCCUCUCUCGCUUUUGAGAUGGCGAUGCAGCUUCAGGAAGCCGAUGUCGAGGUCGCGCUGGUUGUUAUCCAAGGCGAAGUCGCAUGGUCUGGCGGCCCUGUGCCCGACCGCUGCUUCAGCGCGAGCUGGCUCGGGAGCACUUGUGAGGCCACGCUGCUUAUCGCCCGGUGCCUGGGCGCUGCAGACUUCGCCAGCAAGGAGGCGCACUCCUUGUGGCAGCUGCAGGAGGAUGACCCCUACGAACUCAAAGGCCAGCUGCAGGUGGCCUGCCAAUCCGCCUAUGAUGGCUCGGAAAGACUAGCGGAGUGCACUGGAGAGAUCGUGCGCUCGGCCUUGGAGAAAGCAUCAAAGAAGCUGGUGAUGAAAGCUUACUGGAAACUGUCAGAGAGCUUGAGUGGAAUGUCAGUGGAUGGGUUCAAGUCCCUGGUUCAGAGGACGGCGAAGCGAAUAGACUGGAUGAUGGAAGUAGGAGCUGAUAGCUGCUCUCUUGAGACCUUUGAUGGGCCAACGCUGCUGGUCUUGGCCAAAGACUGCCCGUCGGAGGAACUGGAGCACCUUAGGACAAUUACUAGCUUGUAUUGCACCAGCCUGAAUGUCGUUGAAGUUCCUGGUGAUCGGCACGGCGUGCUGAGCGUGGAGAACUCGGCCAACCUCGCGGCAGAGAUCCAGGACUUCUCGCGUCACUGGAUGAGUGAGAAGAAACAGAGGCACUCCUCCCGCUUUUGA